AUCAAUUAUUUUUUUCUUCUUUGUUAGCUUUUCUUACAGCAACCACCUUUUCAGGCCGACAGUAACUGGAUGCUUUCAGAAUGGCUGAAAUCAAAGCAGAACCUGCUCAACGUCAUACUCUGGCCAUCCCCAUGGCCGACGACUCAGCUCAGAAGCCCAAUAAAACUCAGCGUGUUGCCUCACUUGACAUUUUCAGAGGCCUUACUGUGGCGGUACUCUUCAUUUUCUCUGAUGAUUCUAGUAGAUGAUGCUGGAGGAGAGUGGCCUGUGAUUGGUCAUGCACCAUGGCACGGCUGCAACCUUGCCGAUUUCGUUAUGCCCUUCUUUCUUUUCAUUGUUGGCAUGGCCAUUCCUCUUGCUCUUAAGGUUAGAAUACCAGGUAAAGGCAAAGCUAUCCAGAAGGUGGGUUUCAGAACUUUGAAGCUCCUCUUUUGGGGUCUCUUACUACAAGGAGGGUAUUCUCAUGCUCCUGACAAGCUAACAUAUGGCGUUGAUAUGAAAAUGAUAAGAUUCUGUGGCAUUCUACAGAGAAUAGCUUUUGCAUAUCUGGUAGUGGCACUUGCAGAGAUUUUUCUGAAAGAUGCACAACCCAAAGAUGUUUCAGCUGGUCAUUUCUCUGUGUUCAGGUUAUACUGUUGGCAUUGGCUGGUGGGUGCAUGCAUACUUAUUAUGUACUUGGCUUUACUUUAUGGAACAUAUGUUCCUGACUGGCAGUUCACUGUCCAAAAUAAGGACAGUGCUGAUUAUGGGAAGGUUUUCACUGUAGCCUGCAAUGUGAGAGGAAAACUGGAUCCUCCUUGCAAUGCUGUGGGAUAUAUUGACAGAGAAGUAUUAGGGAUCAAUCACAUGUACCAACGACCAGCAUGGAGAAGAUCCAGGGCUUGCACUGUGAAUUCCCCUUAUGAGGGACCAUUUAAAGAUGCCGCUCCAUCAUGGUGCCAUGCACCCUUCGAACCUGAAGGGAUUCUAAGUUCAAUAUCUGCUGUUCUUUCUACAAUCAUUGGAGUCCAUUUUGGGCAUGUGCUUGUACAUUUGAAGGGUCAUUCUGAAAGACUGAGGCAGUGGAUCAUGAUGGGAAUUGCUCUCCUUAUUCUUGGAAUUGUUCUACAUUUCACAGCGAUUCCUUUGAAUAAACAGCUAUACACUUUCAGCUAUGUUUGUGUAACAUCUGGAGCAGCAGCACUUGUUUUCUCAGCCAUCUAUAUCCUGGUUGAUAUUUGGGAUCUGAAGCUGGUGUUUCUGCCAUUGAAAUGGAUUGGCAUGAAUGCCAUGCUGGUUUAUGUUAUGGCAGCUGAAGGGAUCUUUGCAGGUUUCAUCAAUGGAUGGUACUACCAGGAUCCACAUAAUACACUGGUAUAUUGGAUUCAAAAGCACAUAUUCAUUGGGGUUUGGCAUUCAAGAAGAGUAGGCAUUCUGCUCUAUGUUAUAUUUGCAGAGAUCCUCUUCUGGGCUAUCAUUGCAGGCAUUUUGCAUCGAUCAGGAAUUUAUUGGAAGCUUUGAGAUUUCCCCCAUUGCCAUAUGGAUACUCAGUAACUUGCAAUACUGAAAUAUUAGAUACUUAGUUGUUGAAAUAUUAUGUAAUUUGGGCCUCCUUGAAGCAUAAUUCCCAUCACGGACGACUUAAAUACUCGAUUGUUUUUGUAAGUGGUAGAGUGACCUUAUUGUCACGAUACACUGAGAUUCAAUCUUUUGUUGCUC
Molecule: messenger RNA, 1698 nt
Organism: Theobroma cacao (cacao)
Lineage: Eukaryota; Viridiplantae; Streptophyta; Magnoliopsida; Malvales; Malvaceae
Source: RefSeq, a predicted model, not a curated record